Parnassius mnemosyne (clouded apollo) is the source of this 390-nucleotide messenger RNA. The record is from the annotation of a GenBank genome assembly. Lineage: Eukaryota; Metazoa; Arthropoda; Insecta; Lepidoptera; Papilionidae.
AUGAAGGUGAAGCUAGCUGCACAAGUGUUAAGCCACUCAGUUGCUGCAGGAAUGUAUGCUAAAAUUUCACAAGAGGAACUCUCUUCAGAGGCUGUCACUACAGCUAAUGUUAUUGCAAAUAUGGACAAGCUGUUUGAUUGUGUCAACGCAUGCACACCAGACCUAAGAAGGGGGAAACCAUAUUCGACAAACAUGACAAAUAAUACACCACAUCUCACACAUUUCACUUUAAUGAAGAUUUUUUUUAAAGAAAUGACGUUUUUGGGAUGCAAACAAGCUCCUCCAUCCCAAGAAGGUUGGAUAUGGUCCAUCAAUGGAAUAGAACGAAUUUGGAGAAAUCUCAGUUCUAAACAUAAAUCAAUAAAAAGUUUGGAAACAAGAAGGCUCUAG